AUGGCAAGCGAAGUGGAAGCGCGCGAAAAAAUUAUUAAAUUUUUUCAAAAGAAACCGCAGUGGUCGUUUAAGAAAAUUGCCAAAGAGGUAGAGGCUAACCCUAAAACAAUUUCUCGCGUUAUUAAACGCUUUAAGGAAGAUGUGCGUGUUGACAGGAAGAAAGGUUCUGGUAAAAAGACGGGGCCACAUGAUCGGGACAAAGCGAAGAACGUUGUUACCAUUCUCAAGAAAGACCCAAGCAUUUCGGGCAGGAAAUUGGUGAGGAAGACUGGCUGCUCAGAAUCUUUCGUACACAGGACGAAGAAAGAAGCUGGGCUGAAGACGUACAAGGUACAGAAAGUUCCGGAUAGAAACGCCGUAAAGAACGAAACCGCAAAACAACGAGCUAAGAAGCUGAAGAAGCUUUUUUCGAAAAAUUCGGAUGCUGCAUAA
This is a messenger RNA of Bactrocera tryoni, 432 nucleotides long. RefSeq lists its product as uncharacterized. Bases 1 to 432 code for a protein of 143 amino acids. NCBI's taxonomy places the organism in Eukaryota, Metazoa, Arthropoda, Insecta, Diptera, Tephritidae. The record is from RefSeq and is a predicted model, not a curated record. The transcript has a single exon.